This is a messenger RNA of Hyposmocoma kahamanoa, 2812 nucleotides long. It is a transcript of the gene SPoCk, whose product is annotated as calcium-transporting ATPase type 2C member 1. Gene Ontology annotation, biological process: manganese ion transport; intracellular calcium ion homeostasis; calcium ion transmembrane transport. The record is from RefSeq and is a predicted model, not a curated record. Bases 26 to 2509 code for a protein of 827 amino acids. Gene Ontology annotation, cellular component: plasma membrane; Golgi membrane; endoplasmic reticulum. The transcript is spliced from 15 exons. Gene Ontology annotation, molecular function: ATP hydrolysis activity; ATP binding; P-type calcium transporter activity. Lineage: Eukaryota; Metazoa; Arthropoda; Insecta; Lepidoptera; Cosmopterigidae.
AGGCUCAGCCGUUGUGAGCGUAUGUAUGCGGCAGUUCGACGAUGCGAUCUCGAUCACUGUUGCCAUCAUCAUCGUGGUCACUGUGGCCUUCGUGCAGGAGUACCGCUCUGAAAAGUCGCUCGAGGAGCUCAACAAGCUCGUGCCGCCUACCUGCAACUGUCUCCGAGAGGGCAGCCUCGAACAUUUCCUAGCGCGAAAUCUCGUACCAGGCGACAUAGUACAUCUCAAUGUGGGCGACCGUGUUCCUGGGGAUUUACGUCUUUUCGAAUCCACCGACCUGGCCAUUGACGAGUCGUCUUUCACCGGUGAAACAGAGCCGGCGAUGAAAAGCGUGCUGCCGAACAAAGCAUCUGCCGGGAGAGUGAAUAAAGAUAAUAUCGCAUUUAUGGGAACGUUGGUACGAUGCGGAAACGCCAAGGGUAUUGUGGUCAGCACUGGAGAACGAUCAGAAUUCGGCGACAUAUUCCGUAUGAUGCAAGCAGAAGAGGCACCAAAAACGCCGCUACAGAGGUCCAUGGACACUCUAGGAACUCAAUUGUCGAUGUAUUCUUUCUGCAUCAUCGGUUUCAUCAUGGUAGCUGGGUGGCUGCAGGGUAAAGCCUUGCAGGAUAUGUUCACUAUUGGCGUGAGUCUUGCUGUUGCUGCAAUUCCUGAAGGUUUACCAAUCGUGGUGACGGUGACUUUAGCUCUUGGAGUGAUGCGAAUGGCUAAACGGAAUGCUAUAGUAAAGAAGUUGCCCACUGUCGAAACUUUGGGCUGUGUUAAUGUUAUAUGCAGCGAUAAAACAGGAACCCUAACGAAGAACGAGAUGACAGUGACAACCCUAUCUACCUCGGGCGGCCACAUCGCUGAAGUGACGGGCACUGGAUACAACGCACACGGGGACAUCCAAUUACGGGCUUAUAAAGGGCGUGAUUUGGACGUUGCACGUAUGGGUGUUUACAGCAUGCUUGAGGUGGGCGUAGUGUGUAAUAACGCGAUAAUCCGCGACGAAACGUUGUACGGGCAGCCGACAGAGGGCGCUUUACUCGCUUGUGCCUUGAAGAACAACAUGCACGAAGUGCGCGACCAAUAUAACAGACUACAUGAGAUACCGUUCAGUUCGGAAACAAAAAUGAUGGUAGUGAAAUGUGCACCAAAGUUCGCCGACAGCAAGUUACGAGAAGAAGUGUUCGUGAAGGGAGCCAUCGAAAAAGUUCUGCCACUGUGCAACCAGUACAUCGACAGUGCCGGCAAUUAUGCGCCCAUGACCAAAGAGAAGCAGAACGACUUUAUGAGCGAAGCUUAUAACAUCGGACGUAUGGGUCUGCGCAUAAUCGCGAUGGCGCGCGGCGAAAGCCUGGAGGCUUUGACGUACACGGGCGUGUGUGGCGUGUGCGAUCCGCCGCGGCCGACUGUACGAUCGGCAGUGGAUACGUUGCGCCGCGCCGCUGUCGACGUCAAGAUGCUCACGGGAGACGCGCGGCCUACAGCUCUGGCCGUCGCACAAAUGGUCGGACUGGAUGUUCUGCACUCGCAGUCGUUGUCCGGCGAACAGCUGGAUUCCAUGUCUGACGAUGAGCUCGAUCGGAUCAUCGAAACUGUAAGCGUGUUCUACAGAGUAACACCGAAGCACAAGCUGGCUAUUGUAAAGUCACUGCAACGACUGGGCAACAUAGUGGGCAUGACGGGAGACGGAGUCAACGACGGUGUCGCCUUGAAGCGAGCCGACAUCGGCAUCGCCAUGGGCCGUAACGGCACUGAUGUCUGUAAAGAGGCUGCGGACAUGAUUUUGGUUGAUGACGAUUUUGCAACGAUUAUUGCGGCGAUUGAAGAGGGCAAGUGCAUAUUCUACAACAUCCGCAACUUCGUGCGCUUCCAGCUCUCUACUUCUAUCGCCGCGUUGUCGCUGAUCGCGCUGGCCACCCUCAUGGGCAUCCCCAACCCGCUUAACGCCAUGCAGAUCUUGUGGAUCAACAUCAUUAUGGACGGUCCCCCUGCACAAUCACUGGGUGUGGAGCCAGUGGACCACGAGGUAGUCCGACGUCGUCCCCGCGAUACAUCCAAGCGCAUCAUCUCACGGGGCCUUCUGGUUAACGUUCUGCUCUCUGCAGCCAUCAUCAUCGCUGGCACUCUCUGGGUCUUCAACAGGGAGAUGUCGGACAACAAGAUCACUCCUCGGGACACGACAAUGACGUUCACUUGCUUCGUUCUGUUCGACAUGUUCAACGCGCUCUCUUGCCGCUCGCAAACUAAGUCUAUCUUCCAAGUCGGAUUCUUCUCAAACAAAAUGUUCCUGGUGGCAGUAACUCUUAGUUUAAUCGGACAAAUGUUGGUUAUCUACUUCCCGCCGCUGCAGCGGGUGUUCCAAACAGAAGCCAUCACUGGACAUGAUCUUAUAUUCCUCGUAUGCCUCACUUCAAGCGUAUUUAUAGUGAGCGAAGUUAAGAAACUACUCGAGCGCUCAUUCAAGAAGCGGAACUUCAACAACUUCUCGGCGAAGUCACGCGACGCCAUGGACUUCGUAUGACAGGAGUCCGAACGGAAGGCCCAGUAAGCUGUCACUGCGCCUAUUGUGCUAGCUCGGUGUUAGAUUCAUCGGUGUUACCCCAUCCUACUUGUGACGUGUUGCAUAGUGUCAGAUCUAGUGAUAGAGAAUUGGUGUUACGAGUCGAUCCUGGUCCUAGCACGUCGAUGUCGCACGAUUGCCGUGACAGCUGCAUCUUUAGUGACAAUUGCCAGUGCAAACAAACUAGCCAAUUAUAUUCGAUAUACGAUGGCAAAAUCGAUAUCCCAUAAUUUUAUUUUUGAAGGGACACAGUAUUUUUCCCCG